GUAAUUUGAUCUUAGUUCAAGGAGGUGCCCGUAAUUUGGCAAAAAAAAUAAAAGAAAAGAACAAAAUACAAAAUACGGGGGUAUUGUGGUAAUUCGGCGCCGGAAAAAAUACUGUACAUGCCUGUAUCUAUCGAUUUCAGUUAGAGAGCGGAAACUAUAUUCCGUUACUAUAAAUUGACACAAGCUGUGAAGAAGGGGGAAAACACCAUUAUCAAAAUAUUCCGAUCUGCAGCAGUUACAAUAAUCACCCGGAGUUUCUUCUUCUUCCAUCCAUUAAACACGCACAAACACACACACACACACAAACACACAUUCAGUAUGGUUUUGCAAUUGGCCCCGAACAUGCAGCAACCAGCUGUACUGCAGUGGCCGUACAGGCAAUAUGACGACGGCGACGGCGUCCCUCACAUCACUCUUCUUCAUCCUGGCGGCUACACCGCCGAGAUUAUGCUUUAUGGAGCUCAGGUAGUAUCAUGGACGAACGAACGCGAAGAGGAGUUGCUUUUUAUCAGUACAGAGGCCGUUUACGAACCUCCACAUCCGGCUCGUGGAGGCAUCCCAAUUUGCUUCCCAAAGUUUUACGACAAUGUAAACAUGGAGGAAAACGGAUUUGCUCGAACCAGAAUGUGGAGACUCGAGGAUUUGAUGCACGAUAUAGCCUUUCCCGUUCCACCCCGUGAUCAUGCAUUUGUUGAUUUCAUUCUCGAUAAUAUGCCCGACAACUUCCCGAACUGGCCUAAUCAUAGAUUUGAGCUCCGUUUACGUGUUAUGCUGGGACCCACCGGAGAUCUGACUAUGAUAUCUCGUGUAAAAAACGUCAACAUUGACGGGAAUCCUUUCACAUUCAAAUUUGCCUAUCACACCUACUUCCCUGUUUCAGAUAUCAGGGCAACUCAGGUUGAAGGAUUGGAGACGGUGGAUUUUGUGGACUAUCUGCAGAUGCACGAGCGAUUUACUGAAGGGCCUAAUCCAAUCACUUUCGACAAUGAAAUCGACAGGGUAUAUCUGAACACUCCCGAUGAGAUAACUGUUAGGGACCGUGAGCUUAGAAGAACUUUUACCAUUCACAAAGAUGCCAAUCUUCCUGAAAUUGUUGUGUGGAAUCCAUGGGAUCUUGAGGCAAGGCGUACGGCUGAUUUAGGAGACGAAGAGUAUAAGGAGAUGGUUUGUGUUGAAGCAGCUGCUGUGGAGAGUGACGUUACGUUGAAUCCCGAUCAAGAGUGGACCGGGACCCAACGACUUUCCGUCGAGUAUUUCUGAUUUGAUUUGUUACUUUUGCUAAUUCAGUUGAUAAACCUUCUUUUGCCAUAAUGCCUAAUACUUCUGAUUGACAACACAAUAUUAUUGCAUUCAAGUAUAAUACCUAAUAUCCAGCCUUUGAUGAAUGUAUAUAUGAUGUGAUUUGAUUUUUUUUCUUAUUAGUAUAUUUUCUUUCUUUUUGUGGAACAACAUUCCUUGUACUCCACGUACGUAAUCUCACUAAACAAUAUAAAAUCCCGGUGUGUUAAUUAGAGAAAAACGUGCACAAUUUUUUUUUUUUUUCAUU
Molecule: messenger RNA, 1546 nt
Organism: Erythranthe guttata (spotted monkey flower)
Lineage: Eukaryota; Viridiplantae; Streptophyta; Magnoliopsida; Lamiales; Phrymaceae
Product: putative glucose-6-phosphate 1-epimerase
Biological process (GO): carbohydrate metabolic process
Cellular component (GO): cytoplasm
Molecular function (GO): carbohydrate binding; glucose-6-phosphate 1-epimerase activity
Source: RefSeq, a predicted model, not a curated record